CAGGUUGUUGCUGUGUGUUCGCGAGCUGAAAAGUUAAGAUGGAGAAUAAUGGAACGACUCAAACUCUAAAUGAUUCUAAAAUCACAACAAACGCUACUGAUACUGCAACUUUCAUUUCAAGCAUCGUGAUGGACACAUCUACUGUACGAAUUUCAUCAGUUCAUCAAUAUCUUAGUUCAACUAUAUUACCAACUACCGUGAAAGCUCAAUCCAUUGAAGAUUUUCUAGAAUACCAAAUAGGCGUCGCUCUGUGGAAAUAUAUGGCACUGGUCAUUAUCGUAUUUGGACUGACUGGUAACGUUCUAUCCUUUCUUGUAAUGCAAUUUACAAGUAUGAAUAAAACUUCCUCGUCCAUAUAUCUGGCUGCAUUGGCGAUAUUCGACACUGGAGUUCUCAUCGUUGGUCUAGGGCGACACUGGGCUCGUGUCAUGUUUGCCUAUAGAAUAAGGCAAACACAUGAAUGGGCAUGCAAGGUUCAUGUUUUCUUCACAUAUUUGUUUAUUGACCUAUCCGCAUGGAUGUUAAUCUGUGUAACAAUUGAAAGAGUCAUUCUCGUCUACUUACCCCUGAGAGCAAAGUCGAUUUGCACCAAAACGAAAACGAAAAUCGUCAUCUGCCUAGUUACUCUUUUCCUUGUUGGACUGAACUGUCAUUUGAUGUUCACAUUGGGUCAGCGGGAUUUCAUUUGGAAUGGAAAGGAAGUUUCCAACAAUUGCGUUUACCUGGAAGGAUUUGACGAACUACAUCUAAAAUACUGGCCUUGGAUCCAUGCGUCUGUCGCUUCAUUCGUUCCCUUCACAGUUUUACUCGUUUCCAACACUUUAAUCGUCCUGCAUUUGGUCAAAGCAGCCACACGCCGAAAGAAUCAAAUGAACGUGACAGGUUCGAAACAGGACGACGCAACACGCUCCAUGACAAUUAUGCUCGUGAUGAUAUCCUUACUGUUUCUAUGCUUUACCUCCCCUAUUGUAAUACUUGACGUCGUAAUCCCUCCAGAGUUCAAACAGUUCCCUAUGUUAGCCGACAAAGCAAGACAGAAACUCAUUGAGCCCAUUGUGCAUCUAUGUAUGUAUUCUAAUAGCGCAUUUAACUUCGUCAUGUACUGCCUGAGUGGAAAGAAAUUUCGUGAUUCCCUGCGAGAGCUAUUUUGCGGAAAGAAAACAACAUACAAAGUUCCGCCAAACUCGGGCCAGACAAACCAAACAAAUGUGAGUAGAACCCAAAGUUCGACACAAGCAGAAAGUGAAAUCGAGCAAAAUGAGCUUCAUACAAUAUCUGGCUCCCUCUGCGAAUCAACGAUGAACAUAUCAUAAUUGCUUAAACUGAGGAAUCAUGAGACACCAAAUCAUAACUUGUUAUUUUAACUUCAAUUAAUAUGAAACCUGCAAAUUGCAAUUUUAAUAUUUUUGUCACAAG
This is a messenger RNA of Owenia fusiformis, 1416 nucleotides long. The record is from the annotation of a GenBank genome assembly. Lineage: Eukaryota; Metazoa; Annelida; Polychaeta; Sabellida; Oweniidae.